AUAAAAAGUGUAUUAAGCAAAACUCACGACGAACAAUGGCUUACGAGGAGAAAAUAACUAUACUAGGCUCCACCGGGAAUAUUGGCAAGCUAGUAUGCCUCACAGUCUCGCGUAUAUUUUCUUGCAGUCGUCGUUCAAUGCUUCGAAAUCGUAACGCAACACCCGGUUUGUCUAUCUUUCUUGGUCGGCCAGCAGAGACUUUGGAGGAAUGGAUUGAACAAAAAAAGGUGUUUUUUUGUAAAUUGAGAUGUAAAAAUAAUACUUAUUCAAACUGUCCCUAUCAUAUCGGGUGCGUUUUUUUUUCACUUGGAAUCAAUAAAAACCAAGUAGUAGCAGUAAGGCUAAGUGUGAUGUGUAGGAGUUAUCAUUUCUCUACAUAUUUCUAACGAUCGAUAACUCUACUACAUGUACU
Zychaea mexicana is the source of this 412-nucleotide messenger RNA. RefSeq lists its product as uncharacterized. The transcript has a single exon. The record is from RefSeq and is a predicted model, not a curated record. Lineage: Eukaryota; Fungi; Mucoromycota; Mucoromycetes; Mucorales; Lichtheimiaceae. The annotation marks the transcript as partial.